Seriola aureovittata is the source of this 6408-nucleotide messenger RNA. Its product is annotated as exostosin-1a-like. Gene Ontology annotation, cellular component: membrane. NCBI's taxonomy places the organism in Eukaryota, Metazoa, Chordata, Actinopteri, Carangiformes, Carangidae. Bases 955 to 3186 code for a protein of 743 amino acids. The transcript is spliced from 11 exons. The record is from RefSeq and is a predicted model, not a curated record. Gene Ontology annotation, molecular function: glycosyltransferase activity.
CUGCCGUGCCGCUCUGCUCUGCUUGGCUUGCAGUCUCUACAGCACCUCUUGUUCUUGUAUAUGUGUGUGAGCCACCGCUUGAACACUUUACACGACUGGAGACAUUUACGGAGAAAUUAGCCUGUCGGUUUCGUCGGGAGUGCGACAGAUAAGUUGUGGAUGAAUGAAGGGACAUGGUCGUAGACGGGGAGUAGAGGCUGCCUGGCUGUCUUUACUUCCAAGCAACGUUAAAGCUACUUUGAUGCGACCGCUUAGCUAACAAGCUAACUGGGAAUGUUUUCAGAAACUAGCCAGGUAGUUAGCUUGCUUGCUAGCUAAAUCGGCUGUAGGAAUUCGCUAUAUAAAUUUAGCAAACAGCCAUAAUGAUACUUUUAUCUUUAUCGUUUAGUGAAAUAAAUGCGGCAGCAAUAGAGGCAAUAUGCUGAAUGUUUAGGGCUCCGGUGCCCGCUUGGUAGCUAAUUUCCAGCAGGGACAAUAGUUGACUGUCCAGGCAACAAGUCUAGUACACACUGCUGCUAAACAGGCUCAAGUUUGUACUCAUUUUGUGCAGUGAUGUUAUUAGUUACUGUGUGACUCUGGUUAUCUACAAAGUAAUGCUCUGUGUUAUAAUGAACGUUUAGGGCAAAGUAAAGGUAGCUUUAUACAAAGGAAAGUAGGGUGCCACAUUAGAUGCCCAGAUUGAGGCACUCUGUUGCAUAGGAGAACCUGUUGUCAGUUAAUCGAUACAACUAUUGACGGGGAGACGAGGUGGAUGAACAUUAUAAAUCGCCCACAUGCGUUGGAUCAGUUCCCGGACUUGUGAAAGGCAUCUGAAGCAGAAGGUGGGAGACGUGAGCGCACAACCCUUGCAGCCCGGGGGAAGAUGGCGGAGCGUUCCCGCAAGAGGUGGUGAAACCAAAACUUGGGGACUUCUUGGAUUUAUCGCCAGACAUCUUAUCUCAGAUCGUAGGACACAUGCAGGCCAAAAAACGGUACUUAAUUCUGUUCUCCGCCGGUGCGUGUGUCAUUCUGUUGUUUUGUUUUGGGGGGAUACAAGUCCCGCUAUCCAGACGUGGACCCAGUCGGCGUGAUGACCGCAGCCUCACCGGGUAUCACCCCGGGGCUCGGUGGCGUCGCUUCCCGGGGUACCUGCAGCCCUUCAGCUCCUGGGAGCAAGAUCGGCGCGAUGAUCACAAUGAACACAUAUCUCCUAGGCAGAAGAGGGACGCUAACUCAGGCGUUUACACUGGAAAACGCUGCAGAAUGGACUCCUGUUUUGAUUUCUCCCUGUGUGAGAGGAAUGGAUUUAAAGUUUACGUCUACCCCCAGCAGAAAGGGGAAAAGAUGUCAGAGAGUUAUCAGAACAUAUUGUCCUCUAUUGAAGGGUCCAGGUUCUAUACACCUGACCCAGGACAGGCGUGUCUGUUUGUCCUGAGUCUGGACACACUGGACCGGGACCAGCUUUCACCCCAGUAUGUGCACAACCUGAAAGCAAAAAUCCAGAGCCUUCCUUUGUGGAAUGGGGGCAAAAACCACAUCAUCUUCAACUUAUACUCCGGCACCUGGCCAGACUACACGGAAGACCUUGGCUUCGACAUCGGUCUUGCUAUGUUGGCUAAGGCCAGCAUCAGCACAGAGAACUUUAGGCCUAACUUUGACGUUUCUAUCCCUCUUUUCUCUAAAGACCACCCUAGGACAGGAGGGGAAAGAGGCUACCUGAAACAUAACACCAUUCCCCCUUAUAGGAAGUACAUGCUUGUUUUUAAGGGGAAGAGGUACCUAACUGGAAUAGGUUCAGACACUAGGAACGCUUUAUAUCAUGUUCAUAACUCAGAGGAUGUCGUCCUCCUCACCACCUGUAAGCAUGGGAAAGACUGGCAGAAGCACAAGGAUGCACGCUGUGAUAAAGACAACGCAGAAUAUGACAAAUAUGACUACAGAGAGAUGCUGUACAACUCCACAUUUUGUCUGGUACCUCGAGGACGACGGCUGGGUUCCUUUCGCUUCUUAGAGGCUUUGCAGGCAGCUUGUGUGCCCGUGAUGCUAAGUAAUGGCUGGGAGCUUCCCUUCUCGGAGAUCAUCGACUGGAAUACGGCAGCUGUGAUUGGGGACGAAAGGCUGCUAUUACAGAUCCCCUCAACAGUGCACUCCAUCCACCAGGAUAAGAUCCUGUCCCUGAGACAGCAGACCCAGUUCCUAUGGGAGGCUUACUUCAACUCUGUGGAGAAAAUAGUACUGACCACACUGGAGAUCAUCCAGGACCGAGUACUGCAGCACACCUCAAGGAGUAACCUCAUGUGGAACAGUCUGCCUGGAGGUCUUUUCACCCUGCCUCAGUACUCUACAUACCUGGGAGACUUCCCGUUCUAUUACGCUAAGCUGGGUAUCAAGCCAUACUCCAAGUUUACAGCAAUCAUUCAUGUGGUGACCCCACUGGUCUCCCAGUCUCAGCCAGUCAUGAAGCUGCUUGUGGCUGUGGCCAAAUCCCAGUACUGUGCUCAGGUGAUAGUCCUGUGGAAUUGUGACAAGCCUCUUCCUGCCAAGCACCGCUGGCCUGCCACCUCAGUCCCUGUCAUUGUUAUAGAAGGCGAAAGCAAGGUGAUAAGCAGUCGUUUUCUGCCCUACGACACCAUCCCCACUGAUGCUGUCCUCAGUCUGGAUGAGGACACUGUGCUCUCCACCACAGAGGUGGACUUUGCUUUCACGGUCUGGCAGAGUUUCCCAGACCGCAUUGUUGGUUACCCAGCCCGCAGCCACUUCUGGGACAGCAACAAGGAGCGGUGGGGCUACACUUCCAAAUGGACCAACGACUACUCCAUGGUGCUGACUGGGGCUGCCAUCUAUCACAAAUACUACCACUACUUGUACACUACUUACCUUCCAGCCAGUCUGAAGACUAUGGUUGACCAGAUGUCAAACUGCGAGGACAUUCUGAUGAAUUUUCUGGUGUCGUCAGUCUCUAAACUACCACCCAUCAAGGUCACCCAGAAGAAACAAUACAAGGAGACCAUGAUGGGACAGAGCUCCCGGGCGUCUCGCUGGGCUGACCCGGACCAUUUUGCCCAGCGUCAGACCUGCAUGAACAAGUUUGCCAGCUGGUUUGGCACCAUGCCCCUGGUCCAUUCUCAGAUGAGGCUGGACCCAGUCUUGUUCAAAGACCAGGUGUCCAUACUGCGGAAGAAGUACAGGGAUAUCGAGAGACUAUAACCCUUCAGAGCCCCCCCGCUCUCUGGACACGACAAAGAAAGAGUGAGGGGGCGGACAUGUAGAGAAACGCAGAGCCUUUCCAUGACUGCAUGGACGGAUCAAUGGAGAAACAAAUGGGAUUGGGGAGACGGGGGAGGAGGUAAAGAAACUAGAACAGAAGAGGAGAACAGCACAUCCAUUGGUCUCCUUCAUUAUGUCCUUUGUACUUCCUCCAUUUCUCCUCUGUACCCUUUCUCUAAUGUGUAUUAGGGGAUAGCAGAGUGCACGGGCCCCACGAUUACACUAUUGACUACCAACAACUGAAGGACACCUGAGCACUUUAAAGUGCUCAACGCUGAACUAAAGUGGUCAAAUUCACAGAGUUGGAAAUCACAGCUUGAUGCUUCAGUGUCCCAACAGUGGCAAACCACUCCCAACUCCAUCCCACUGAGAGAGACUGUCUGUUCUGCUCUGUACACUAUGCACAGGUCCCUGAACGUUUUUGCUGACAGAAUAUUAUUGAUAAUUAUGACUAUGAAGAGGAUAACACUAUUUUGGAUCGUGUUUAGCUAUUGUUUUUAUACAGUGAAUGAAUGGCCUACUACUCUCUCUGUAAUGUCUUAAUUAAAACAAAUAGCAGGGUGGGUGAAAAGAGGAAUGACAACCCCUCAACCAUCGUUGAUCCGAUAUUCACAGUGCCUCAAGUUUAUCUAACAGCGUUGGGAUGUGGGAUUCUGAGAGAACGGCAUGGUGCAGAACAAGCACCUUAAUCUUGCUGCUUUCUGUUUUGUUGUUGUUCUCAUGGUUUGUGAUUUUCUUAAUAAUUGAUGAAAUUAUGUAUCUUGUAGUAAAUUCUUCAGGUCAGCAUUCACAUUUUUUCUUUGCUGAAGUGUAAUGAACAUGUAUUUUUAUUCAAUUGAACAAACUAAAGUGUCAUCAUGUGUCAUUCUGGACUUCUUGUUCCUGGUAAAACUACAACAGUUUGCUAAACUAGUUCGAUUUUUUUUUUUAUUGUUUGGGAAUAGAUAUCCACAAAUGCAGAAAAAAUUCAAUGGAAUUCUCUUCUUUCAUUUUAGCAAGAAGUCCUCAUGUUUCUUUUUUUCUUUUGUAAAGGCUCAAUCGCCAGGUAGAAUUGGUACUUGAGUAUGUGCUGGCCUGAAGAACAAUAUAGGAUCAUAUGUGUUGCCUUGGUUAAGGGAGGCUGAGUUUGCCAAUUGAGCCAACCAAUGGUCUGUUUGAAACACAAACCACUGUGAAAGCCAAGGAAUGGAUCUUUUUGGGCUUGUUAAGCAAGGGAUAUUUAUAUAUGGUUAUUGUUUCUGUCAUACACCCAAUUUCAUUUUGUCCAAUGACAAGUUUGGCAGGCAAGUAGCCCAGGCUGACAAGUACAUGAAAUGGGCUUACACUGUUCUCAUCUAGGACCAUCAAAUGGCGUUUGAUAGCGUCAGAGUAAGUGUUUAUACUAAGCAGAUUGUUGUAUUUUUCUCAUUGUUAUGAACAGAUAUGGCCAGAUCAACAAGAAUUCUGACCAAGCAUUUUUGAUGCUGUUAAAAGGCAUAGGAAAGAAUUUGCACCUUUGGGGAGAUAUGCUCUAUUAAGUAAUUAUUCUCAUUUGUGGUAUUUUUUUUUUUAACAUAAAUACAUGUAAUUAGAAGCCUUUCAAUUUCCUGUAUAUUUGCAGAAUGCCAAUUUGUAUCUCUGAUCACAGAUUUAAACAUCUCUUCAUCUCUUCAUCUCUGAGAGAUUCAGAUUGGCAGUGUGAUAUUGUGCUUGGGCCACAUUCAAGAAGCAAAACGUAAAACCAGGAUGUUUAGAAAUACGUUCCAUAAUUCAAUAUGCCAUGAAUUACAUCUUUAUCGCUUUCUGUAUAUUAGUCUUCUGAAUUUGAGACACAUAUCUCAUUUGCUGCAAAUCUGUUCAUUGGCUGCCAAGUGUCAGUGGACCAUGAAAUUGGGUUUUUGCAGAUGGAUCAAUAGGCUAAUUGGCUUAAACAAAUUCUACGUGUUUGGUUCCAUUAAUAGUCAAGCUUCAAUUUUUUGGUCUUGAUGUGUCAUAUCAGAUUAUCUGGAAAUGUUAAUGUAAUUUGAUGAACCUUGAAUGUGCACCUGUGUUUUUAAAUCACUGUGCAUCGACAAUUUAAAAAGUGUAUCUGUCCCGGCCAGCAGCAUUUCUGUAUGAAAUCUAGAAAUCUAAUCACACCUGUCCUGACUCCUCCUUCGGGAGCUCCAGCUUCUUCUUUAAUUUUUUUUUUUUUUUUUUUUUUUUUUUUGUGGAAGAUAAAACAAUCAUUUAGGUGAGCUUCACAGUCCUUCACAGACCACAAUAUGUGCCAAUAGAUCAAUUGUGGUGAUAUGAGGGAUGCCAUGCAUUCCCAUAUUUAUUUGGUUGGUAAAAGUAUUUUCUGUUUAUCCAAGAAAGAAAGAAAGAAAACGUGUGAGAAAGAGAGGGGAGAAGUAAGGAAAAAGUAUAAGUGUGAGAGACUGAGAAAUCGGUUGCAUGGUGUUUUUCACUUCUGAGAAUGUGCUAUCAGCUUGACAGCAAAUAAACAAUCCGAGUAUUACUAAACACAGCGCGAUCAAGACAACUGAAUAUGGUUGUGAACAGAAUCACAUUUCAGAAAUGAACUUGGUGCAAUAUUUAAGAUGACAUUUUCUUUAUCUUUUUCUUUUCCUUUCCCUUUUUUUUUUUGUCAUUUCAGAGGGCAGAGAGUUAUAUAUUGAUGUGCCUUCAGAAGAAAUACACUUAUGAGUUUUUUCCCAUCUGCCUUGUGCAACAAACAGGUCCCUGUUUUCAUUUAAUAGUAUUUUUUUUUAAUUUUCUUUAUCAGUAUCCAGUAACACAUAAUGGCUCCCUAAAUGAUGUUGUUUAACACUGGAAUGCUACUGAGACUUAUCACCACACCUCUGAUACUGACAUUCCUGCCUUUUCUGUUAUUGGAACAUUUUUCAAGGUCUUGUUAGACUCGUACUGACACAUGCACUGCCUUGUAUUAUUAUACUUGCGAGGGCCCAAUAGUCCCCCCUUCCUGGUUGUCACAAGUGUAGUAAUACAUGUAAUGCACAAAUAAUUCUCACACGAAACGAGUCUCAAAUGAAUCUCUGCCUGCUUCCUUCAUUCUCUUCUGUAACUGCACACCUAAUUUUAUAGAGAUUGAAAAUGGAAAGAUAGAGGAAAUCACAAUUUUGUAAAAGAAUUUUAUAAAAACAAAACAAAAAAAUCAAGAAAUAAAAUGUUUGAUAUAAA